CACAUAAUGCAGGGGAUCAAACAAGCAGCACCCGACACCAGAGAGCCGGGCUCGUUCGACACACUGUGCCUUGGACGAAAGACCCAAGCAAAACCACUCUCUCUAUGUUAUCAAAAUCUCCUAGGGAUGGGCAAGACUGAUAAGUUAAGCUACAUGGUGCACUGGGAAUCUGAACUCAAUAGCACAAUAGAGAGUAAUAAAUGGUCCGCAGCGAUGGCACUUGUAAUACGAGCCACACACUGCCUAGAUCAUGUUGAGGCGGCCUAUAAACUCUGGAUGAGGUGGUAUAUCACCCCACGGAGGCUGGCACUUAUAUACCCAGGGUCACAACAGGUUUGCUGGCGCUGCUGCGCACAGACGGGUACUUUGAGCCAUAUCUUCUGGCACUGUCCAGUAUUACACACUUUGUGGAG
Molecule: messenger RNA, 413 nt
Organism: Pelobates cultripes (western spadefoot toad)
Lineage: Eukaryota; Metazoa; Chordata; Amphibia; Anura; Pelobatidae
Source: the annotation of a GenBank genome assembly